AUGGUCGAGUUCGGAUUCGAAACAACGGGUGAUGAUGUCGUUGCAGCCUUCCCUGGAACGCUCAAGGGCAAAAGAAUACUCAUAACAGGUCCCAGCUGGGGGAGCAUUGGUUCCGAAACAGCCAUCACUUUGGCAAAAGGACCUCCGGCCAUGAUUGUCUUGCUUGGUCGAGACAUAGAAAAGAUCCAGCCUGUGAUAGACAAGGUCCAGGAAAUUGACCCGGGCGUCGUCACAAAAUUCGUCCCAGUCCACCUUGACUCCCUCAGGAGCGUGCGCCACAGUGCUCAGCAGAUCCUCGACGAUGACAGUAUUCCAAAGAUCGAUACAUUGAUCAACAAUGCCGGAAUAAUGGCUUGUCCAUAUUCGAAGACCGAGGAUGGUAUCGAAAGACACUCCUGGCUGCCGGUCCAAAGUGCCAGAGUUAUCAAUGUAUCAAGUUAUGGCAAUGUCUUGUCUGACGUGUUGGAGGAUCCCAAUUUCAACGAGGGCGAGGAGUACAACUCUUUCAUCUCAUAUGGCCAAAGCAAAACUGCCAACGUCCUGAUGGCCGUAGGCUUGAACAGCCGCCUGCAAGGCAAGGGAUUGAAAGCGUUCGCCCUAGAUCCUGGAAGUGUACCAAGUAACCUUCGUCGUUUCAUGACUCCAGACACAAUAAAAGAAGGAAUGGAGGUCAUCUCAAAGAGUGCUGCCGUGAUGCCACAACGGAAGACGCAGCAGCAAGGCUGUGCGAUCACAAUACGUGCAGUCAUCGAUCCGGAUCUUACAGUCGACGGGAGUAUCUUCCUCUCGGAUACUCAAGUGACGUCCGAUCCGAAAGUGGUGGCUUCGUAUUCCUUGGACGUGUCGAACACCGACCGGGUGUGGAGGAUGAGCGAGCAGCUGGUCGGACAAAGGUUCGAGUUCUGA
Molecule: messenger RNA, 906 nt
Organism: Exophiala xenobiotica
Lineage: Eukaryota; Fungi; Ascomycota; Eurotiomycetes; Chaetothyriales; Herpotrichiellaceae
Exons: 5
Coding region: 1-906 (301 amino acids)
Source: RefSeq, a predicted model, not a curated record